This is a messenger RNA of Oncorhynchus nerka (sockeye salmon), 2076 nucleotides long. It is a transcript of the gene hsh2d, whose product is annotated as hematopoietic SH2 domain containing. The transcript has 6 exons. Lineage: Eukaryota; Metazoa; Chordata; Actinopteri; Salmoniformes; Salmonidae. Gene Ontology annotation, cellular component: cytoplasm. Bases 523 to 1749 code for a protein of 408 amino acids. The record is from RefSeq and is a predicted model, not a curated record.
AAAAUGUAAUGUUCGUUUUAUUUGUGGGAUUGGACAACUUUUCUUAUUAUGUACAUUUUCAAAGAAGAGUAUUUGUUUUGUUAGACAAUGUGGUAUGCAGAUGUAUAGUUAGUAGGCCUAAUUACUCGGAUAUUACUAUAGUUUUAGUAUUAUAUUCAUUUGGAUGCAUUAUUUUGUAUCUGGUUUUACCCACUUGUCUAAAUAAUAUUUGAAUAUUAAGAGCAGAGUAAAAAAAUUUAAGAUUUCCAUUGAGACCAACAAUGUGGCAUGUAUGUGAAGCUAUUUCACUUUGUGUUAACUGUCUCAGUUUAAAUGUAGUUGAAGAUAUAUGUCAUACUAAUCCAAGGUUUUAUUAGUGCUACUAAAUAUUUGGCAGCAUAAAUGUCUUUGUUGCCCUAAUGUAAAUAAGUGUAUCAACCAGCCAGCUGAAUGGUCUUCCUCUUUGAAUUCAGAAACUGCAAAUUAUAGAGGAACAAUCAGAGCAAUAGCGAAGUGCUCUUUGGGGACACAACUGGGGGGGGUAUGGAUGGAACACAGACUCAGGGAAGACAUGACGCCCUUUCCUGGUUCACUGAGUUCCAACUGGACUGUGUCAUCAGGAAUGGGGUAGUUCCAGAAUGGUUCCAUGGCAUUAUUUCCAGGAAGGUUGCUGAGGAAAUGCUCCUGUCCAAUCCCACAGGCCACUUCCUGAUCCGUGUCAGUGAAAGCAGGAUAGGAUACACACUCUCCUAUCGUGCCACUGAUCGGUGCAGGCACUUCAUGAUCGAUGUGCUGAAGGACAAUCGCUACAUUAUUGUAGGAGAGGACAUGCAUCACAGCUCACUGCAAGACCUGGUGAACUUUCACCGCAGGGUGCCUAUCAUGCCUUUCAAUGAGCUGCUGACUGUAGCUUGUGGACAGGUAUCAAAGGACAAGACUGAUUAUGCAGAACUGUUAUUCCCCAAAAGACCAGCCAUGAACCCUAAUCAUGGUGUGUUGCCAAAUAACCCCCCACAUAUGCACAGUAGUACUCAUCUGAAAGUAGCUGAGGACAUUCCACCUGCCCUCCCACAUCGUCCCAGCACAUUGAGUGAUCCUGCCGGCUCACCUCCAAACACUAGCACACCACCUGUAUCUCCAAACACCCCUUCUCCCAGACUCUACCCCUGCCUGGAGACCGAGUUAAACACACUGAGCUUCCAAACUCCAAGCAUGGUAGAUCAUACUGCUAAACCAGUGCCAUUGCCCAGGAAAAUGCAUGUAGUCACCACGGCCCAGCUGGACCAACCUCCUGAGUUACCUGCCAGAGGCCCUGCUCUACCACAGAGAAAGGACACGGACCAGAGCAGCACAACAUCUAAAGGUCCCACAGAACCCAGGACUGUGGGUACAGGCAGACCACAGACCCGACCAAACACACACCACCAGGACCCAAACUCCAACCAACAGAAGAAUCAAGAUGUAAAGUCCGUGGUCAGCAACCUGAGCUACUUCAGGAGGAAGUUCCAUAAGAAGAGAAGUGCCUCUCAGGAGCACAUGUACGCAGAGAUUAGUGUGGAGGAUGAGCAGGGGCAAGACCAGAGGAAACUCACAGCCGUGGAGGCUAGAGAUAGGGAUAUUGAUACAGCUGCUGAUAACGAGUAUCAGAUGCUACCAGGAGAGAUUGACAAUGGCCUUCCACCCAUCACUGCUGUCACCGCUGUUAGACCCACGGACUGUGGGUUACUGCCAGAGUAUCUGAACCCUCCUCCUUUUGCCCCUGGAUACUAAUGUCCACUUCUCUACCCUCAGGAUGGCUGGGUGGCCAAACGGACACAUGCAUUUUGAGAAGGCACCGAUGAGUUAAAGUUAGUCUGACGAUGUUCUAAUUUAACUGGAUAUAUCUAGAAUCUCUUUUACAACGUAACAUUGAGAACUAUUUAUGUCUGCAACCAGCUCUGGUUAGCGAUUAGACAAUAGCCAAUGUUUUUUUACAGUGCGAUGUAUGGUCAACUAUUUCAUAUCAAAUGUGAAAAUACUUUUGUUUUAUUUAAUUUGAUGUGAGGAAUUAUGUUAGACAUCUAUGUAUUAUUUUCAUUAAAAUACAACCAUGGCAAA